AUGGAAGCUUACGAGUUCUUGCAUCAACACAUAGUAGUUUUUUGCUCGAAGGAAGUGCCCGUGGCGCGUUAUGUUAGCAUGGGUCACAACAUUGCACGCGAAUUGGGAUCCAAAAACUUCAGUGGAAUCGAUGCUGUGAGGACGUGGGUGGCACAGAAGAAAAAUUAUAACCACACAUCCAACUCUUGUGUUGGUGGUGAAUGUCGUGGUUAUACUCAGGUUGUUUGGAAGACCACUACUCAUGUUGGCUGUGCUAGAGUCAUGUGCGACAACAAAAAUGCAGGAAUAGUUGUUAGUUGUGUGUAUUUUCCUCCGGGCAACAUUCCAGCUUUACGACCCUAUUAA
Messenger RNA from Arachis ipaensis, 345 nucleotides. Its product is annotated as pathogenesis-related protein 1-like. The record is from RefSeq and is a predicted model, not a curated record. NCBI's taxonomy places the organism in Eukaryota, Viridiplantae, Streptophyta, Magnoliopsida, Fabales, Fabaceae.